AUGUUAGAAUUUUAUUCUAAUUUGACUGCAUUAGGUGGCGCCAUGGGACCCAUGAGAGGCCCAGAAGACGAAGCCCUUAGGGGCAAUUUACCUUGUGCUGAUAGACCAGAAUGUGAGCCUCCACCACCUAUAGCACCGAGCAUAAAACUCGAACCUCAAGCCACUGGCGCUUCAUCCUGCACAGGCUGCGGUCGUCUGAUCCUGGACCGAUUCCUGCUCCGAGUGGCGGACGCAUCCUGGCACGAACAUUGUUUAAGAUGUUGUGCUUGCGGCGACACGUUAUCCAGGUCCUGCUUCGCACGCGAUUUACGCCUUUACUGCAGGGCGGACUACGAACGUGCUUUCGCCGCCAAAUGUUCCCGCUGCUGCGAACGAUUGCUCCCGAGGGAUUUAGUGAUGAGAGCUCAACAGCAUGUUUAUCAUGUGGCUUGCUUUUCUUGCGCCGUUUGUGAAAGACCUCUGCAGAAAGGAGAACAGUUUGUUAUAAGAGCUGGAAGACUGUUCUGCAGGCGAGACUUUGAAAAGGAGAUGUUUUUUUUAGGGGUAGAUGACGAUAUGAUUGUAGAUGAUUCAUCAAGACCUCGUGAUGGAAGAAGAGGCCCCAAAAGGCCUCGAACGAUACUGACAUCAGCCCAAAGAAGACAAUUCAAAGCAUCAUUCGAACUUAGUCCUAAACCCUGCAGAAAAGUCAGAGAAGCUUUGGCGAAGGAAACUGGACUAAGCGUGCGGGUUGUUCAGGUGUGGUUCCAAAAUCAACGUGCAAAAAUGAAGAAACUUCAACGUAAAGCAAAACAAGACGGCGGUUCAGGAGGCGACAAGCGGAAAGAUUCUGGAUCAGGAAAUGCAGAUGAUGGCACUGAUGGAGAAGCUGCAGUCAAGCAAGAAUCUUUGUGUAUGGAUGGCUCUUUUUCAGCCUCAAGUAGACCUUUGAAUCCGAACAUGCCUUAUUCGCCAGAUGAUUACCCUGCCCAUUCUGGUGAUAGUUACUGUAGUUCCGAAUUAUCUUUGGAUGGAAGUACAUUCGAUGCUCUGGACGAUGGAACAUCAGAUGGAAUACCAUCAUUGCACCAGGAUGUAGUUGGUCCAGGCAACCAAGAACCGUCAUCUAUGUCACACACAGGCUUACUGGUAAAUCCUAUUGAUAAAUUGUACCUAAUGCAAAAUUCAUACUUUAGUGGAGAACAAUAG
Molecule: messenger RNA, 1188 nt
Organism: Ctenocephalides felis (cat flea)
Lineage: Eukaryota; Metazoa; Arthropoda; Insecta; Siphonaptera; Pulicidae
Product: LIM homeobox transcription factor 1-beta-like
Exons: 5
Coding region: 1-1188 (395 amino acids)
Biological process (GO): neuron differentiation; regulation of transcription by RNA polymerase II
Cellular component (GO): nucleus
Molecular function (GO): RNA polymerase II transcription regulatory region sequence-specific DNA binding; DNA-binding transcription factor activity, RNA polymerase II-specific
Source: RefSeq, a predicted model, not a curated record